Platichthys flesus (European flounder) is the source of this 2683-nucleotide messenger RNA. RefSeq names its product intermediate filament protein ON3. Lineage: Eukaryota; Metazoa; Chordata; Actinopteri; Pleuronectiformes; Pleuronectidae. The record is from RefSeq and is a predicted model, not a curated record. The coding region runs from base 1 to 1344 and encodes 447 amino acids. Gene Ontology annotation, cellular component: keratin filament. Gene Ontology annotation, molecular function: structural constituent of skin epidermis. The transcript is spliced from 10 exons. Gene Ontology annotation, biological process: intermediate filament organization; keratinization.
AUGAGUCUGAGUCGUACCAAGAGAAUCAGCUCCAGCAGCUCAGUGCGGAGCAGCAGCACGUCCAGGAGGCUGAGCGGCUACGGUCCAGGUCAGGGGGCCUUCACCGGCGUCUCCCUGAGCAGCAGCUCUCUGUACGCCGGUGCCAACGGGCACCACCACGGCCUGGGGGCCCCCCUGGCGUCCCUGUCGGUCAACAAGAGCCUGUUGGCCCCCCUCAACCUGGAGAUCGACCCCAACCUGUCGAUGAGCCGAGCCCACGAGAAGGAGCAGAUCAAAAGCCUCAACAACCGCUUCGCAAGCUUCAUCGACAAGGUGCGUUUCCUGGAGCAGCAGAACAAGAUGCUGGAGACGAAGCUGGAGCUGCUGCAGGGUCAGGGCGUGGGCCGCUCCAACGUGGAGCCCCUGUUCGAGGCCUACAUGGCGGGCCUGAGGCGCCAAAUGGACCUGGUCAACAACGACAAGACCAAACUGGACGGGGAGCUGAGGAACAUGCAGGGCCUGGUGGAGGACUAUAAACACAAGUACGAGGACGAGAUCAACAAGAGGAACAACCUGGAGAACGACUUUGUUAUCCUGAAGAAGGAUGUGGACUCGGCCUACCUGGUGAAGGCAGAUCUGGAGGACAAGGUGGGAGCUCUGACUGACGAAAUCAACUUCCUGCGCAACGUCUACGAUGAGGAGCUGCGUGAGCUGCAGGCCAGCAUCAAGGACACGUCGGUGGUGGUGCAGAUGGACAACAGCCGCAGCCUGAACAUGGAGCAGAUCGUGGCCGAGGUCAAAUCCCAGUAUGAGGACAUCGCAGCCCACAGCCGAGAGGAGGCCGAGGCCUGGUACAAGAGCAAGUUCGACCAAAUGUCGGUUCAGGCCAGUCAGUUCGGAGACGAGCUCCGCGUUGUGAAGGCGGAGGUGGCCGAGGUCACGCGACUGAUCAGCCGGCUGCAGAGCGAGAUAGAGGCCGUCAAAGCUCAGCGUGGCAGUCUGGAGAACCAGCUGGCUGAGGCGGAGGAGCGCGGGGAGCUGGCCGUGAAAGAAGCCAAGGCCCGAACCAGAGAUCUGGAGGACGCCCUGCAGAGAGCCAAGCAGGACAUGGCCAGACAGCUCCGAGAGUACCAGGACCUGAUGAACCUGAAACUGGCUCUGGACAUUGAGAUCGCCACCUACAGGAAGCUGCUGGAAGGAGAGGAGGACAGACUCGGACACCAGUCCAUCCUCAACAUUCAGAACGUCUCCAGCUACAGUACUAAAAGUAAUAACGGUUACCACAGUAACAGCAGCUCUCCUGCUCCAAAGCUGCUGAUAAAGACGACUGAGACCAGAGACAACAGCAGAUACAGCACACACUGAGCAACACACACACACACACACUGAGCAACACACAAACACACACACACAAACACUGAGCAACACACACAUACACACUCACUGAGCAACACACACAAACACUGAGCAACACACACACAUACACACUCACUGAGCAACACACACACACACACACUGAGCAACACACAAACACACACACACAAACACUGAGCAACACACACAUACACACUCACUGAGCAACACACACAAACACUGAGCAACACACACACACACACACACACAAACACUGAGCAACACACACAUACACACUCACUGAGCAACACACACAAACACUGAGCAACACACACACAUACACACUCACUGAGCAACACACACACACACACACACACUGAGCAACACACACAUACACACUCACUGAGCAACACACACACACACACACACACACACUGAGCAACACACACACACACACACACUAAGCAACACACACAAACGCACACACACACACUGAGCAACACACACACACAAACACUGAGCAACACACACACACAAACACUGAGCAACACACACACACACUGAGCAAGACACACACUGAGCAACACACACAAACACACACACAAACACUGAGCAACACACACACACACACACACUGAGCAACACACACACACACACACACUGAGCAACACACACACUGAGCAACACACACACACACACACACACAAUGAGCAAGACACACACACUGAGCAACACACACACACGCACACACUAACACUGAGCAACACACACACACUGAGCAACACACACACACACACUGAACAACACACACACACAAUGAACAACAUACACACACACUGAGCAACACACACACACACUGAACAACACAAACACACACACAGACACACACACUGAGCAACACACACACAAACAAACACAUAUCUCUAAAUGUGUGUGGUGCAUUUGAUUACUAUCUUUUCCUUAGAAUGAUUUUAAAAUGAAUUAUCGAGGCAUAAAACACAAACAUUCUAACUUCAUUUAUCAAUAUUUCGUGUGUUGAUUGUAGUUUUUAAAGUUGAUGUUGAUGUUUGUGGAAAUUUGAAUGAAUCAAACGCUGUAGUUGACCGCUGCUUUAUUGUCCAUGAUCAUUUAAUCUUUGGUGAGAAGAAUAUACAACUUUUUUAGUGUUGUGGAUAUUUCCUGGAUAUAUUAUACAUGGUGUACUAGUGAUAUAGGGUGUGUCUGUGUUUUGUAUCCGACACAAAGUUGUUUUACACCAAAAAUCUUUUGUGGAAAUUUGCUUUUUGAGAUUGAUGAGGGUAAACUUUUCAUCUUUGUUAAUGAUUUGGUCCCUGAGCUUUAAGUUUCUUUU